AUGAUAUUUGUGGGUCAGUACAUCGCAGUCGAAGAACUCGGGUGUUUCUAUCAGUCCGUUAAAUCGUUUUCUGAAGGAGAUCAGAUUGUUAUCGUUGGUGGUCGUUUGCAGUCUUUUGUUGGUUCGUCUUACACAGCUAAUGAUGAGGAUUUUGGAAUCAUUAAUCGUAGAAGAUGUCAAAUCUACGUAGCGGCAUUUGGAGGAGAAGAUGUUGUGGCAUCUUCAUUAGUAGUAUAUGAAGGAAUACAGCAGUCAUGUGACAUAAAAUUAAACAUGAAUCAUUGGAAAGCAGCUUGUAUUGAUAAAUGGCCAUCAGAUAUUUCGAAAAUUGGAAUCUUUUUCCGAUGCGUAGCUCGAUGUAAUGAUUUUCUUAGGAAUAAUCCUACGCUGGAAAAUUCAAUUUUUUUAAUAUUUGUUCGAAAUUUUCGUGUAGAUCAUGCACCAAAAGUACCGUAUUUUUACAGAGAAACAUUUUCGGAUGUGGAACUAUGUGGUUGUACAACUCUUGGUGAAAUCGGAUGUUGUGUACCAAAAUCUCCUCUUGUUGAUUCUUCUUUAAGCGAAAAAAAUGUAGAUUAUGAUCUAGCUUUUAGUAUAGUUUUUGCAAUAAUUGGUUUCAGAAAAGCGAACUAUUAA
Molecule: messenger RNA, 636 nt
Organism: Dracunculus medinensis (Guinea worm)
Lineage: Eukaryota; Metazoa; Nematoda; Chromadorea; Rhabditida; Dracunculidae
Source: the annotation of a GenBank genome assembly